GCGGCGGCGGGGGCACCGCUUGGGGGCGGUGAGUGAGGGACGUGGAGAGACGGGGCCGGACGCGGCCUCGGUGCUGCGGCCUCGGGGAGGCGGCUGCCGGCCAGGGACAGCGAUAGGGGCUGAGGAGGAGGUGGCCGGGGGUGCUCUGGAGCUCCGCGGCGGGGAUGAGGAACCGGGGAGCCGGGGCAGGGAGCCGGUGAGGAGGGAACGGGGCUGCCCCGUAUGUGCGACUGCCCGGCAUCCCUCACUGUCCCGGGCUCGGGGCACAGCUCGGUAGCCCAGCGGAGACGUCGGAGGAACCGCGGCGGAUUUGGCGGGCGUAGAGGAAGGCGGACAGGGCUGGGGGUAGCCCAGGAUGGCUGCAGCUUCAUAUGAUCAGUUGUUAAAGCAAGUUGAGGCGUUAAAGAUGGAGAACUCCAACCUUCGGCAAGAGCUAGAGGACAACUCAAAUCACCUCACAAAACUGGAAACCGAGGCGUCCACUAUGAAGGAGGUACUGAAACAGCUACAAGGAAGUAUUGAAGAUGAGGCAAUGGGAUCUUCUGGACAAACUGACUUACUGGAACGACUUAAAGAACUGAAUUUGGAAAGCACGAGCUUCGCUGGGGUGAAGUUUAGGCCAAAGGUGUCUGUGCGCUCGUAUGGGAGCCGGGAAGGGUCUGUGUCAAGCUGCUCAGGGGAGUGCAGUCCAGUCCCCAUUGGAUCAUUUCCAAGAAGAGGCUUUACGAAUGGAAGCAGAGAAAGUACUGGUUACUUAGAAGAGCUAGAAAAAGAGAGAUCUCUGUUGCUUGCGGAGCUUGAGAAGGAAGAGAAAGAAAAGGACUGGUAUUAUGCCCAGCUUCAGAACCUGACUAAGAGGAUUGAUAGUCUCCCCCUUACUGAAAAUUUCUCCUUGCAAACAGAUAUGACCAGAAGGCAGCUGGAGUAUGAGGCUAGGCAAAUCAGAGCUGCAAUGGAAGAACAACUGGGUACUUGUCAGGACAUGGAGAAGCGAGCACAGGCAAGGGUGGCCAGAAUUCAACAAAUAGAGAAGGACAUUCUUCGUAUACGACAGCUCCUGCAAUCACAAGCAGCGGAAGCAGAGAGAGCACCUCAAAGCAAGCAUGAGGCAGGUUCCCAUGAUACAGAGAGGCAGAAUGAAGGUCAAGGAGCAGCAGAAAACAGCAUGGCAACCAGCAGUACUGGUCAGGGUUCUGCUGCUCGAGUGGACCACGAGACAGCCAGUGUUAUGAGCUGUAGUAGUAAUUAUUCUGUUCCUCGCAGACUGACAAGCCAUCUGGGUACCAAGGUGGAAAUGGUGUAUUCAUUGUUAUCAAUGCUUGGUACUCAUGAUAAAGAUGACAUGUCAAGAACAUUGCUAGCAAUGUCUAGCUCCCAGGACAGCUGCAUAGCCAUGCGUCAGUCUGGAUGUCUUCCUCUCCUCAUUCAGCUUUUACAUGGCAACGAUAAGGACUCUGUGUUGUUAGGAAACUCCCGUGGUAGUAAAGAGGCCCGUGCCAGAGCCAGCGCAGCACUGCACAACAUCAUUCACUCCCAGCCUGAUGAUAAGCGAGGCAGACGGGAAAUCCGUGUGCUCCAUCUCUUGGAGCAGAUCCGUGCUUACUGUGAAACAUGUUGGGAAUGGCAGGAGGCACAUGAACAAGGCAUGGACCAAGACAAAAAUCCAAUGCCUGCUCCAGUGGAUCAUCAAAUUUGUCCUGCAGUGUGUGUUUUGAUGAAACUUUCAUUUGAUGAAGAACACAGACAUGCGAUGAAUGAGCUUGGAGGUUUGCAGGCCAUUGCUGAACUGCUGCAAGUGGAUUGUGAAAUGUUUGGACUCACAAAUGAUCACUAUAGCGUUACGCUAAGGAGGUAUGCUGGUAUGGCUCUGACAAACCUGACUUUUGGAGAUGUGGCAAACAAGGCUACAUUAUGUUCCAUGAAGGGCUGCAUGAGAGCUCUCGUAGCCCAGCUGAAAUCAGAAAGUGAAGACUUACAGCAGGUCAUUGCAAGUGUGUUGAGGAACUUGUCCUGGCGAGCAGAUGUAAACAGUAAAAAGACACUAAGAGAAGUUGGAAGUGUGAAAGCAUUGAUGGAAUGUGCUUUAGAAGUUAAGAAGGAAUCCACCCUGAAAAGCGUUCUGAGUGCCUUGUGGAAUUUGUCAGCACACUGCACUGGGAACAAAGCCGACAUAUGUGCUGUUGAUGGUGCUCUUGCAUUUCUGGUCAGCACACUGACAUACCGGAGCCAGACAAACACUUUAGCCAUCAUAGAAAGUGGAGGAGGAAUACUAAGAAAUGUUUCUAGCCUAAUUGCUACUAAUGAGGAUCAUAGGCAAAUCUUGCGAGAGAACAGCUGCUUACAAACCUUGUUACAACACUUGAAGUCACACAGUUUGACAAUAGUUAGUAAUGCAUGUGGGACCCUGUGGAAUCUCUCUGCUCGAAAUGCGAAGGAUCAGGAGGCCCUGUGGGACAUGGGAGCCGUGAGCAUGCUGAAAAACCUGAUUCACUCAAAACACAAAAUGAUAGCCAUGGGUAGUGCUGCAGCUCUACGGAACCUCAUGGCAAACAGGCCGGCAAAGUACAAGGAUGCCAACAUUAUGUCUCCAGGAUCAAGCCUCCCAUCCCUCCAUGUCAGAAAGCAAAAGGCACUGGAAGCAGAAUUAGAUGCUCAGCAUUUAUCAGAGACUUUUGACAACAUCGAUAACUUAAGCCCGAAAGCAUCUCACCGCAAUAAGCAGAGACAUAAGCAAAAUAUAUACAGUGAGUAUGUCCUGGAUGCCAGCCGCCAUGACGAUGGGAUGUGUGGGUCAGAGAACUUUAAUGCUGGCAAUAUGACUGUGCUCUCACCAUAUGUAAAUACUACAGUAUUGCCUGGUUCCUCCUCUUGCAGUAGAGGAAACACAGAAAAUUCUCGAUAUGAGAAAGACAGGAGUGUUGAAAGGGAUCGAACAGUAGGUUUAAAUACCUAUCAUCAAGCUGCAGAUAAUACUGGGAGUUCCUCUAAGAGAAUAGGAAUGCAGAUUUCUACUACUGCAGCUCAGAUUGCCAAAGUUAUGGAAGAAGUAACAAGCAUGCACAUUCCACAGGAAGACAGAAGUUCUGGUUCCUCUUCUGAAAUACACUGUUUGACAGAAGACAGAAAUGCUCAGAGGAGAUCAGCCUCUGCCCAAACUCACUCAAAUACGUACUUUCCAAAAUCUGAGAACUCAAACAGGACAUGUCCUGUGCCUUACACAAAAAUGGAAUACAAAAGAGCUUCAAAUGAUAGUUUAAAUAGUGUUAGCAGCAGUGAUGGCUAUGGUAAAAGAGGCCAAAUGAAACCUUCCAUUGAGUCUUACUCCGAAGAUGAUGAAAGUAAAUUCUGUAGUUAUGGCCAAUAUCCAGCUGACUUGGCACACAAGAUUCAUAGUGCAAAUCACAUGGAUGACAAUGAUGGAGAACUAGACACUCCUAUUAAUUAUAGUCUUAAAUACUCAGAUGAGCAGUUAAAUUCUGGAAGGCAAAGUCCCUCCCAGAAUGAAAGAUGGACAAGGCCUAAGCAUGUAAUAGAUGAUGAAAUGAAACAAAAUGAGCAAAGACAGUCAAGAAACCAAAAUACCACCUACUCUGUGUACACUGAAAGUGGAGAUGAUAAACACAUGAAAUAUCAGACACCUUUUGGACAGCAGGAGUGUGUUUCUUCCUUUAGAUCGAGAGGAUCCAGUGGUUCAGAUCAGAAGAGAGUAGGCCCAGCUCUCGGAAUUAAUCAGAAGGUAAACCAGUCCUUGUGCCAAGUUGAUGAUUAUGAUGAUGAUAAGCCAACCAACUAUAGUGAACGUUAUUCUGAGGAGGAACAACAUGAAGAGGAAGACAGACCAACUAAUUACAGCAUAAAGUACAACGAAGAGGAACAUAAUGUUGAUCAACCUAUUGAUUAUAGUUUAAAAUACUCAACAGAAGUUCCAGCAUCUUCUCAGAAGCCAUCUUUUACUUUUCCAAAGACUUCUUCAGUGCAGCUUAAUAAAACUGACCAUAUUCCCCCAAGUAGUGGGAGCACACCAGCCCCCUCAGCUAGUUCAAAGAGGCAAAACCAGCUUCACCCAAGCUCUGCACAGAGCAAAAGUGGUCAGGCACAGAAGAACACCUCCUGUAAGACUCCUUCUAUUAAUCAGGAAACUAUACAAACUUACUGCGUGGAAGAUACCCCAAUAUGUUUUUCACGGUGUAGCUCUUUGUCAUCCUUGUCAUCAGCUGAAGAUGAAAUAGGACGUGAUCAAUCCACACGUGGCACAGAUGCCAAUAACACACUGCAGAUUGCAGAACUGAAGGAGGACAGUGGGGCUCUACCUACAGAAGGUGCAGCCAGUGAAAUCACAUCAACAGCACAACACGUCAGAACAAAAUCCACCAGACUUCAGACUUCUAGCUUGUCUCCUUCUGAUUCCUCCAGACAUAAAGCUGUUGAAUUUUCUUCAGGUGCCAAAUCUCCCUCAAAGAGUGGUGCCCAAACUCCUAAAAGUCCACCAGAACAUUAUGUACAGGAAACACCGCUCAUGUUCAGCAGAUGUACUUCUGUAAGUUCCCUGGAUAGUUUUGAAAGCCAUUCAAUUGCUAGUUCAGUUCAAAGUGAGCCUUGCAGUGGAAUAGUAAGUGGUAUUAUAAGUCCCAGUGACCUUCCAGACAGCCCUGGACAAACAAUGCCUCCAAGCAGAAGUAAAACACCACCACCUGGUCAGGGAGUUGAAGUAAAAAGAGAGAUACCUAAAGGAAAAGCAACCACUACAGAGAAGAGAGAGCCUGGUCCUAGACAGGCAGCUGUAAAUGCAGCUGUUCAAAGAGUUCAGGUACUGCCAGAUGCUGAUACACUAUUACAUUUUGCCACAGAAAGCACACCAGAUGGGUUUUCUUGCUCUUCUAGCCUGAGUGCUCUGAGCCUUGAUGAGCCAUUUAUACAGAAAGAUGCAGAAUUAAGAAUUAUGCCUCCAGUUCAUGAAAACGAACAUGGAAACGAAGCAGAACCUGAACAGUCACAUGAUAAAAAGGAUAACCAGGAGAAGAAAGCAGAGAAGCCAGCUGAAGCAGAAAAAGACAUUCUGGAUGAUUCUGAUGAUGAUAUUGAAAUACUGGAAGCAUGUAUUAUUUCCGCAAUGCCAACAAAGUCUUCACGUAAAUCCAAAAAGCCACCUCAGGCAUCUGCUCCAAAAAUACCUCCUUCUGUAGCCAGAAAGCCCAGCCAGUUGCCAGUUUACAAACUUUUGCCUUCACAAAGCAGAUUGCAAUCACAAAGGCAUGUGACUUUUACACCAGGAGAUGAUGUGCCACGGGUAUAUUGUGUUGAGGGUACACCAAUAAAUUUUUCAACAACCACAUCUCUGAGUGACCUGACAAUAGAAUCCCCCACAAGUGAGUUGGCUAAUGCAGACAAUGUGGGUGGGGGAGCAGAGUCGGGCAAGUUUGAAAAGCGGGACACUCUUCCUACAGAAGGCAGAAGUACUGAUGAUUCUCAGAGAGCAAAAAGUUCACCUGUGACUCCCCUUGGCCUGGAUGGUGACAAAACAGAAGAGGGUGAUAUUUUGGCUGAGUGCAUUAACUCAGCUAUGCCAAAAGGAAAAAGUCACAAACCUUUCAGAGUGAAGAAGAUAAUGGAUCAAAUUCAACAAGCAUCUUCAUCCCCACGUAAUAAAAACGAACCAGAAGGUGAGAAAAAGAAGCCAACAUCACCACUAAAGCCCGUUUCCCAAAACAAUGAAUACCGAGCACGUGCACGAAAAAACACAGACCCUAAAAGCAAUGCUAGUAAUGAAAGAGGCUAUCCAGAGAACAGAGGUGCAAAGAAACAGAACCUUAAAAAUAAUUUAAGAGAUUUUCAUGACAAAUUGCCAAAUAAUGAAGAGCGUGUAAGAGGAAGCUUUGCAUUUGAUUCCCCUCAUCAUUACACACCUAUUGAGGGAACUCCUUAUUGUUUUUCACGGAAUGAUUCCCUGAGUUCUUUAGAUUUUGAUGAUGAUGAUGUUGACCUUUCAAGGGAGAAAGCGGAAUUAAGAAAAGGAAAAGAAGGAGAGGAGACUGAAUGUAAAGAUUGCUCUAAUGCAGAACAAUCUUCAAAUCAGCAGCCAAGUAACAGGACACAAGUUUGUCAAAAACAUCCAGUGGGCAGAAGCCAGACAAAAACUUUCUCUCAGUCAGCUAAAAAUAUUCCAGACAGAGGAGCAGCUACAGAUGAGAAAAUGCAGAAUUUCGCUAUUGAAAACACACCUGUUUGUUUUUCUCGCAAUUCAUCUCUUAGCUCCCUCAGUGAUAUUGAUCAAGAAAACAAUAACAAUAAAGAAGGGGAUCCUGAAAAACAUCCUAAGGCUCCUGAGCCACAUAUGGAAUCCAAUAGACCACAGACUUCUGGUUAUGCACCUAAGUCAUUUCAUGUUGAGGAUACUCCUGUGUGCUUUUCUAGAAACAGCUCUCUGAGUUCUCUUAGCAUUGACUCAGAAGAUGAUCUUCUGCAGGAAUGCAUUAGUUCUGCUAUGCCUAAAAAGAAAAAGCCCUCAAGAACGAAGAAUGACAGUGAAAAAAAUAACUCCAGAAACACAGGUGGUGUACUAGCAGAAAAUUUAACACUGGAUUUGAGAGAGAUACAGAGGCAAGAUUCAGAACAUGGUUUUUCACCUGAUUCAGAGAACUUUGACUGGAAAGCUAUACAAGAAGGUGCAAAUUCUAUAGUUAGUAGCUUGCAUCAAGCUGCAGCUGCUGCAUCACUGUCUAGACAAGCUUCAUCAGACUCUGACUCUAUCCUUUCAUUAAAAUCUGGUAUUUCUCUGGGGUCACCAUUUCAUCUUACACCAGACCAAGAAGAAAAACCUCUCACUAGUAAUAAAGGUCCAAGAAUUAUUAAGCCAGGAGAGAAGAGUACCCUGGAGUCUAAAAAAGUAGAAUCAGAAAGUAGGGGACUGAAAGGAGGGAAGAAAGUGUAUAAAAGUAUGAUCACAGGAAAAGCACGCACCAAUUCAGAAGUUUCAAGUUUGAAGCAACCACAACAGACAAGUGUUCCUUCAAUUUCACGUGGUAGAACAAUGAUCCAUAUUCCAGGAGUUCGAAAUAGUUCUUCAAGUACUAGUCCUGUUUCUAAAAAAGGACCUCCUGUCAAAAACAUGAACUCCAAGAGUCCGAGUGAAGGCCAAAGUUUGACUAGUUCUCCAAGAGGAGCCAAAUCAUCAGUGAAACCUGAGCCAGCUCCUAUGACUAGGCAGCCAUCAGGGUUGAACCAGAGUGGAUCAAGUAAAGGACCUUCUAGAUCAGGAUCUAGAGACUCCACUCCUUCUAGACCUCAACAGCAGCCAUUAAGUAGGCCUCUGCCAUCUCCUGGCCGAAACUCCGUUUCUCCAGGAAGAAAUGGUAUCAGUCCUCCCAACAAACUGUCACAGUUGCCAAGAACAUCAUCUCCUAGCACAGCUUCAACUAAAUCCUCAAGUUCAGGUAGAAUAUCAUACACACCACCAGGCAGGCAGAUGAGCCAGCAAAACCUUACAAAGCAAACUGCUUUACCUAAGAGUACCAGUAGCAUUCCACUAAGUGAAUCUGCUUCAAAGGGGUUAAACCAAACUCUCAGCACUGGUGGAUCAAACAAAAAGACUGACCUGUCCAGAAUGUCAUCUACAAAGUCUAGUGGAAGUGAAUCUGACAAAUCUGAGAGGCCUGUUCUUGUUCGUCAGUCAACUUUUAUUAAAGAGGCUCCAAGCCCGACUCUGAGACGGAAAUUAGAGGAGUCAGCUUCAUUUGAAUCUCUGUCACCUUCCAGGCCAGAUUCUCCCACAGGAUCCCAACUGCAGACCCCAGUUUUAAGUCCUUCUCUUCCUGAUAUGUCUUCAUCCACUCACUCACCUGCCCAGAGUAGUGGUUGGCGAAAAUUAGCCCCUAAUCAGAGCCCUACUAUAGAAUAUGAUGGGAGACCAGCAAAGCGUCAUGAUAUAGCUCGUUCCCAUUCUGAGAGUCCAUCUAGGCUGCUGAUCAACAGAUCAGGAACGUGGAAGCGUGAGCACAGUAAGCAUUCCUCUUCACUUCCUCGUGUAAGCACUUGGCGAAGAACUGGAAGUUCCUCCUCAAUUCUGUCAGCUUCUUCAGAAUCCAGUGAAAAGGCAAAAAGUGAAGAUGAAAAGCAGCAUGGAGGUUCUCUUCCUGGACACAAGCAAAGUAAAGAAAGCCAAGCACCAGCAAAAGGUACUUGGAGAAAAAUAAAAGAAAAUGAAAUUCCUCAGAUAAUGAAUGAUCCUCAGCAUUCUUCUUCAUGUGCCACAAAUGGCUCUGAUUCCAAAAGCCUCAUCUAUCAGAUGGCUCCAGCUGUCUCUAAGACAGAGGACGUGUGGGUGAGGAUAGAGGACUGUCCAAUUAACAACCCUCGAUCUGGAAGGUCCCCAACUGGCAAUACUCCCCCUGUUAUUGACAGUGUUUCAGAGAAAGGGGGGGUGAAUGGUAAAGAUCCUAAAGAGAUUCAAGAAAAGCAAAUCCCUGGGAAUGGAAGUGUUCCUGUUCGUACCAUUGGCUUAGAAAACCGUCUGAACUCUUUCUUUCAGAUAGACAGUCCAGACAAGAAAGGCACUGAAACAAAGCCUCUGCAGAAUAAUCUCAUUCCUGCACCAGAAAUUAAUGAAAGUACUGUAAACGAGCGUACUCCAUUCAGUUCCAGUAGCUCAAGCAAGCACAGUUCCCCCAUCGGUGCUGUGGCAGCAAGGGUGACUCCUUUCAACUACAACCCAAGCCGCAGGAAGAGCAGUGUGGAUAAUAGUUCUGCUCGGCCCUCACAGAUACCAACCCCGGUGAAUAACAGCACCAAGAAACGUGACACCAAGUCUGAAAACACUGACUCCAAUGGAACACAAAGCCCUAAACGUCACUCUGGGUCUUACCUGGUAACUUCUGUUUAAGUGCAACAACAACAACAAAACCCAAAACUGAUGUAUUAUAUACAGCAGCUAUUUAGAAACUUUGUUUCAAAUGAAGCAAAAAAAUGGGGAUUUUUUUUUUUUUUUUUCCCAUUUUUAUUUGUUGUAAAUAGCUUUGAUUCUUGUUAGAUGGUCCUUGUUCUGGAAGCCAUAUUUGAUAGUAUACUUUGUCUCUACUGGUGAUAUUUUGCAGGAAUACCUGAUUGACAGUUUGGAAUAAAAUGGCUAAUGCAAGUGUAUUUGUAUAGUAUGUUUAAAAUGUUUGACAUGCAUCCCAUCCCAUUAUCCUUCGAAUAUUGCUUGUCAUUGAAAUAAUGGAAUAGCACAGAUAGAAUGAUGCAGUCAUAUUGCUUUACCAAUAAUUUCUAGAUUACAGACCAACUAAACUACAUCAGGGAAAAAACGGUAUUAUUUAUGCAAAAAAAAAUGUUUGGUAUUUGUGAGUUCAUCUAGCCCCAUAAUUAAUCAUGUGGCUGUGAAAUUCACAGUAAUAUGGUUUCCACUGAACAAGCUUUCCUAGCCUACUUUUCUGCAUGAAUGAAAUUGAUGGUUCAUUUUAUGAAGUAAUGAUUAACAUUUCUGUGGUCACAUAAUGUGCAUAGAUAGUUAUGGUGUGACAAUUUACACUUUCUUUGUGGUCUGAAAAAGAAAAAACAAAAAAACCCAACAAAACAAAAACAAACAAAAAACCCCCCAAAAAACAAUCAAACAAACAAAACACACACACACUAAUUAAAAAAAAAAAAAAAAAAAAAAAAAAAAAAAAAAAAAAAAAAAAAAAAAAACCCACAAAAAAACCCUACACUGUGUAACUGUAAAACCUUGGACAACAUUAUUUUACCUGAAUUAGAUUUUAUCUUAAAGUAGGUAGAAUUUUUUUGCUAUGCUGUAACUUGUUGUAUAUUCUGGUCUUUGAGGUGAGGUGGCUGCUCUUUUAUUAAUGAGAUGUGGGUGAUGUCUCAACAGAGACUAAAAUGAUCAUUUCAGAAUAAAUUAUUACUAUAUGUAAGUUGUGUGUGUUCUGCAUUACAUAGAAAUACAGGAUUUUACUUUGAGAUAUUACCAUAUAUUGUGGUUGUAUGCACUUAACACUUAAGGCCUGAUUUGGGAUAAUCCUACAUCUCCAGUACCUGUUCUGCCUUAUCACUGGCAAAUGGCUGUUGUAGGAUGCUUUUAACACUCGUAGAAUCAGGCUCUAGGUCUUCUGUAAUAUAUUUGUAAUUGAGACAGUUUCACACAUCUCAGGUGCAUAACAAGGCUAAAGGCAGGGUAUUUCCAGUAGCCACGCAGUAUAAUUGGUCUCAUGACUGCAAGAUUGAAACAAUAUUAUAUCUAUACAAAUAAUAUUUGUAAAACAGAUCAGUUUUUGAUUGGGGAUAUAAUGUAGAAUGUGAGAUAGUGACUAUAAGAUGAAGUUUUGCUUCUCUUUGUGCUCUUUGUGCUUUUUUUUUUUUCUUUAAUUUAUUUUUUUAAAAAUUAUGAAGGGAAAAAUACUGCAAGAAUCCCAUGGCACCAAGAAAUUUGUUAGCGUAGUAGAAAAAGGGGUUUAUGCAAAACAUGAUAUUUUCUGCCUUGAGCCUUUUUGAUGCAAAUAUAAUUUGUGCUAUAAAAAUGCUGAAGAAAAACAGAUUUGUGCUCUAAAAAUAUAGUCUGAAUUUAGAUAAGGAUUACUUCAAAGUAGAAACAGGAGAGAACAGUACAUUAACUAUUCUGUGCAUGUUUGAACAGACCAUGAAACAAAAUUUCAUUGUAUCUCAACUGGACUGUUCUAAAGGUAGCUUUCCAAGUAACUGGUAUGUUAGAAUGCCCUGAUUUCAGGAAGCCCUUGAAAUAGAACAAUUUACCUUUAUGGUAGCUUUAACACAGUUGCAGAGUAUAUCACUUUGGUGGCUUUUGUACUUCUGAUACUGAAAUUAAUCAGUUGAACUAAUAGUAAGUCAUGCACUGAUUUAGGAACACAGUCAAGACACUAUCAGCAGACAAAAGUCAAUUUAUAUAAAAGCCAGUACCAAAAAUAACUGUUUGGCAGAAGUGGUAUCUUACUUGCUCUUUUGUUCUUUGCUUUCUGUCAGAUUUACUUUGAGACAUGCCAUGUUCCUGUAUCACCUUGUGAACCUGUUAAGAAGCAGCACUCCUUGUGUUACCAUUUGAAAUAUUUUGCAUACAGUAUCUUCAUUAAACUUCUAAUAUGAAUGAAUAUUAGUGUUCUUUUAAAGAUGAGAUAGAAACAGAUUAUGUCAUAUGUUUAAAGUCAGGAUUUCAUGUUGGAGUAAAAUACAGAACUCCAUCUUUGAGUUUUAAAUGGAAGACCACUUUGGUUGUAAAUGUUUUGUUUUUUAAAAAAAUCAUUAUUUUGUGCUGGGCUUUUAUUAACUAAUAUAAAAAUAUACUACGUAAUCCAGAAUAGUUUUUUAAUACCAGCAUUACAUAUUUGUUCUGUCAAUUUAAGAAUUAAAGGUAAACUCAGUCUCAGAAAAAAACUUCCGGUUUCAGUUACUGAAAAAUUACUGAAAUCAGUUUUUUAAUCAGAAGACAACGUGAAACUAUAAAUAAUUGUAUGCCUAUCAAACACCAGAAUGUCUUUGAAAAUUACAGCGGCUUCUUGAUACAGACUUGGGGAUACUUCAUGAUCAUUAUAAUUGGAAAGUUUCUCUUAGUAUCCACUUAAGUAAACCUAUAUUUGUAGUAAAGACAGGCUAGAGAAACUUUCCAACUAUAAGGGUAAUGAUACAUUAAAAUAUGCUUCCCAUGGGAGUUGUUAAAUUUCCAUUAUAGAAGUUUUAAGAAGAGGUUUAUGAAACAUCUCAUAGGGAUGGACUGUAGUAUAUUUCAUAUUGCCUGUGCAGAGAUGGGUGGUCUUUUGAAAUCUCUUCCAGAUCUACAUUUCUCUGAUUCUUUAUCUAAAAUACUUAGUAUCCACUAAGAGCCUUUCAGAAUAUUUAAAGACAUCCAUGAUGUUUGAUUUAUGAUGGGGAUAUGAAGUUAUAUUGUAUAAGCUUAACUAAAAAACAGAUCCCAGAAAUAUAAAAUCAAAGACAUGAAAAAUUGUUGCAAUAAGUAUAUUUGGUCUUGGAUUUUGUUAAUGAUGUCAGAGUCAUGAUAGAUUUGAUUUAUGCUGCUAAAGAUAACAUCUUGUUCCUUAGUUUCAUUUGUAUGAAGUUGCCACAGCAGUUAAGAGGAUAUGCUGGGGCAAAACAAAGAACAGCAAGGAGCUAAGGAAACCAAGACUCAAUUUACUGUUCUUCUGGGAUACACUGCCUUUCUUUCUACCAAUUUUGGUAAUAUUUUUUGUGACUUGUGCUCAGAACUUUAUUUGUCAUUGAAUUAGCUUGUCAUAUGUAGUGCAUACCAGACUUAUACUUAAAAAUCAGUUUACACUGAAAAAUAACUCAUAAAGCUCAUUUCAGACCAUCUUCUACCUUUGUCCUCUUGAUGUGAAAAGCAGAGAUCUGACCUCCCCAAAAUCUGUUCACUUUUUAAAAUGUCCUUCCAUUUUAGUUUUCUUGCAGUGUGCCACAGUUAAGGUUACUGCUUAAUUUAAGCUCUUCUGACUAAAUAUUGCAAUCUUUAGAGGGGAACGAAGCUAUUUCUAUUUUUCAUGUGUAGUUCUCUAUCAAGAGUAUUUUCCCCUGAUAAUGCCUACUGCUCUGUCAGAUAUGACAGCUUGAAAAUUGAAAGCCUUGCCACAGUUCCCUGAUGAGACUGGAAUAUUGUUUCAAGGAGGAUUUGGCUAUACAAAUACAAGUAUAGUUUAUGCUAUAAAUGUCAGUAAGCUGCAGUAUUCUUCAACAUAGACUAGCACCUUUGAUGGCUUUGGAAAGUUUGGUGCAUGUCUUUGGUAAAGGAAGAGGAGGGAUAGAGAAAGGAGUUUCAGAGAGAGUCACGUUGUCCUAGGGAUGUAGUUUCCUUUUUUCCUCAGUAAAUUACAUAAGCUGCACCAGAGAGAGAACAGCUUGUGCACAAAUUAAUGAGGCAUUAUUUUGAAAUGUACCAGUGGACCACAAAACUGCAGAACCUUUGCCUGAUAAUCUGAAAACUGAAAUACUUGAUGUCUCCUUUGGAGUAGUUCAUAGCAGUCCAUCCCCUUGAUCCCCCUAAUAGAAGCUGAUAUUACCAAGAAAGUUGACUGUGUUAGCUUCCUCUUUCUCCUUAAGGAUAAUGAUACAUACUAUUUGUAGAACUGAAGAAGUGGCAUGUGCUGUUCAAAGAAGUUUUCUACUCCAUUCCAUGCUCCUGGAUCUUAUGUGACCUUUCAGUGGACUUGCUCACCUCUUACCUGCUCCCCUUAUGGGGGUAGUAGGAUUAGUGCUGCAUGGGUAUGCUGAAUUUCCUCAGUGCAUAGUUGGACAAGUGCCACAUGAGGCAGCAAAAAAAGAAAACAGCUAGGGCUGGUUGGGAUAGUUUCCUUUACAGGAGGCCAUUGGAUCAAGCCAUUGCAGGCAACUUUAUGCCUAUAUGCUAAGUUUCAGACCUUCACCCAUUUUGACACAGCAGAAGCAAAGUUGUUGUGGUUUAUUUUGUUUGGGUUGGUUUGGUUUGGUUUUUGUUUUGUUUUGUUUGUUUUGGUGGGUUUUUUUGUUUUGGUUUGGUUUUUGUGUUUUGUUUUGUUGGGGGUUUUUUGGUUGGUUGGUUGGGUUUUUUUUUUGUUUGCUUUGGUUUUUUUGUUUUUAACUGAAUUUUUCCUAGUGCUUUGCAUUUAAAUAACUUAUGUUUGGGUAAGUCCUUAAUCCUGGAAAUUCCGACAGCUAGCUACAGAAGUAUUACAUCAGUAUAUGGAUGUAGAAGAGAUGUAUUUCUUCAUCAAAUAUACCCCCAUAAAAAAACUCUACCAUAUGUAAGCUUCUGGGAGACAGUUUUUAGAUUUGCAAUAUUAAGUUCAGUGCAGUAAUCCUUCCAGUAAAAAGACCUAUUGUAUUGCAACUAUUUCUUUCCUAGAAGAGGCUUGAAGAGGGAGGUAACAUCUCAAUGAGGUUAGUAUUGUAGGAAUGACCUGGAAAAUGUCAGAAAUGGUGGACUCUUCUUACAAGCUCUUCUAAAGUUACUAGAUGCCUCCCAAAUGUCUUUCCCAUCUAGCUUUCAUGAAAUGCCAUAAGAGCAUCACUAAAAAUUACAUGUAGACUUGACCUAAACAUAACUUCCUGCGUCUACUGUAAUGCUUUGCGAAGUUGGAUCUACCUGUACAUUAGCUUUGUUCUUGAUGAGAUGUGUGGUUUGGAUGAAGCUGUGAAUCAGAAGUGAAGUGUCAGUUAAUGUAAAGUAUGACUUUCUCCACGCAUUUAAAACUCCGAGGACCUUCUUGAUAUCAAAUUACCCAAGUGUAUUCACUCUCUGGUUCUACAGUCAUCUCCUUUGCACCUUGACAUUUAACCAGAAGAGAUGCCCACUUUUAAUUUCAUUACAGAUCACAUGUAGAAAUAAGAUUCCUGUUUCAUAGUUUCCUAUAUGCAGAAUAACAGUUUGUAUCUGUAAAUGUGUUCAUAGAGAAUUAGGUAGUUACGGUUGAGAUUUUAGUCAGAAUGGUAAGUUAGCUGCUUACAUGUUGUAUUCAGUUACCUAUUGGAAGUGCAAGGGAAUUUGGUGCACAGGAGCUUUAAGAGUUCACAACAUAAUUAAUGCAGGUGUCAACUCAUGAUGCCAAGAUGAAUUUUCUGCUGUCAAGUUUCAGUUUCCCAGAUGUUCUCUUUACUUACUCUAAGUAUUGCAGAAUGCCUCCCUAGCAUAGUUUUGUAAAUUACCUUUCUUAGGAAAUUUCCACAGUUACAGGCUUAUGUAUUAGUGAAUUUCUGCCACUUCAAGAUUCAAAGAAAUUAUUUGAAUUUUGCUGUUUGUAAAAACAUUGUUUACUUGAGUGGCUGUAGAAUUGCAGUUAGGAUAUCAGGAAGAUGUAGGGGGAGCUGGUUCACUCAGUAAAAUGCACUUCUGUCCAGAGCUCAAGCCAUGCAUACAAACAGCAUACCUAAUACCACCCUUUCUGGUAGGAUCUAACAUGAAUAAAGCUUGUGCUGGUUCUCUGCAACUGUCAUCCUGUGAGAUCAGAUUAAUUUGCCUGCCUGUAAAUGUUGUCUCUUGAACAAACUCGGCCCACAAUAAUCUUUCCUUCAAUUUUGUUGUUUGUGUCUGCCCGAGAUGCAUUACUGUUUAUAUUCUAACUCUGUAAUUAAUUCUUUCUUCAAUUAUUCUAAUGUAUUUUGUUUCACAGUAUACUUAUUCUGAAUUUAGUCUUGCUAUGCAUAAUUUAUUUAUUACUUGCAGUGUUACAUAAAAUUUCCUCGUGAUUGCA
Hirundo rustica (Barn swallow) is the source of this 15173-nucleotide messenger RNA. It is a transcript of the gene APC, whose product is annotated as APC regulator of WNT signaling pathway. Gene Ontology annotation, biological process: regulation of cell differentiation; Wnt signaling pathway; positive regulation of protein catabolic process. The record is from RefSeq and is a predicted model, not a curated record. Bases 356 to 8875 code for a protein of 2839 amino acids. NCBI's taxonomy places the organism in Eukaryota, Metazoa, Chordata, Aves, Passeriformes, Hirundinidae. Gene Ontology annotation, cellular component: catenin complex; beta-catenin destruction complex; cytoplasmic microtubule. The transcript has 16 exons. Gene Ontology annotation, molecular function: beta-catenin binding; microtubule binding; gamma-catenin binding.